UACUCCUGUGCGCGUCCACGCUUUUACUACCGACAGGCACGAAAUCCAAGGAAGGAAGUCUGGACUACAACUCAGCUCAGGACUGGGUGGAAGAAAAAAAAAAGCUUCAUCUGAGGAGGAGGAGAAGGAGAGAGUUUUUCCCUUAUUCGCAUUUAUUAAGAAAAGAAGAAAACAUCCACGUUUGGAAACAUGGACUGAGAUGGAGGCGGCGAGAAGUUUGCUGUUGGUCGGAGCCCUUCUGCUGGGAGCGACGGGCGGACUGAGCAGGGAAGUUUGCCUGGGCACAGUCAUGAAACUAGACCUGCCUUCCAGCCUGGAAAAUCACUACGAGACUUUGAGGCUGCUCUACACCGGCUGCCAGGUCGUCCAUGGAAACCUUGAGAUUACACACCUCAGUGGAAACCCAGACCUCUCCUUCCUGCAGGGCAUUGUAGAGGUGCAGGGUUAUGUCCUUGUUGCUCAUGUCUCUGUGGACCUGGUGCCUUUGGACAACCUCCGGAUCAUUAGAGGCAGCCAGCUGUACGAUUCCAACUAUUCACUCGCUGUGUUGGACAAUCAGGGGCUGAAGACACUUCGGCUUCGUAGUCUCAAAGAAAUCCUGUUGGGUGAAGUGUCUAUUUGGGGGAACCCCCAGCUGUGCUUCCCGGACCCAGAGAGAAUCAUAUGGAGGGACAUCUUGAACGAGAAGAAAACCCCCCACCAAAGGCCAAACCGUCUGCAGCGCCGUGCCUCUAACUGCAAAAACUGUCACCCUUCAUGUGAGAAUAACUGCUGGGGGGAAAUGGAGCAGGACUGCCAAACACUGACCAGGAUAAGCUGUACGACUGGUUGUCACCGAUGCAAAGGCCCUGAUUCUAUCGACUGCUGUCACCAGCAGUGUGCCGCCGGGUGCACUGGACCCAAAAACUCAGACUGUUUGGCGUGUCUUCAUUUCAACGACAGUGGAGAGUGUAAAGACAGCUGCCCCCCGCCAAGCAUCUACGACCCUAUCUCCUAUCAGACCAAACCCAACCCCGACAAGAAGUUUAACUUUGGAGCCACCUGUGUAAAGAGGUGUCCCUAUAACUACCUGGCUAUGGAUGUAGCCUGCACUUCCAGUUGCCGAUCCAAAAAGGAAACCAUCAUUGUUGAGCCUGAUGGUACUGAGGUGCAGAUAUGUGACAAGUGUGAAGGAAACUGUCCUCAAGAUUGUUACAGCCCUGGUACGGAAAACGGCAACUUGGGCAACCACAACGUUACCAUAGUAACAUCUUCUAAUGUGGGACAUUUCAACAAGUGCUCCAAGAUUUUUGGAAGCAUCGCCUUCCGCGCUCAGAGUUUUGCAAGGGACCCUGUGACCAAUAAGUCCGGUCUGACUUUUGAGCAGCUGGAAGCCUUCAGGAAGCUGGAGGAGAUUACAGGUUAUUUGUACAUCGAUGCCUGGCCAAAGGAGUGGACCAGCCUAUCUGUGUUUGAAAACCUUAAGGUGGUCAGAGGAAGGAUGCUCUACAUGGGUGUGUAUUCUUUGGCCAUCCAGAACCUACACAUCACAUCCCUCGGGCUGCGCUCACUGCGCAGCAUCAGUGGAGGCCUGGUGUUGAUAUACAACAACCCACAGCUAUGUUACACCAACUUUCUGCCCUGGGAGACGCUCCUCCAUCCCACUGAAGGGCCCCACCGCAUCGUCCGUCUCAACCGAGACCCCCAGACGUGUGAGGCAGAAGGAAAUGUUUGUGAUCAGUUGUGUGAUGGAGGAUGUUGGGGUCCGGGUCCUGGACAGUGUGUGUCUUGCAAAUUAUUCCAGCGUGGUACCGUGUGUGUGGAGCAGUGUGCUGUCUAUGAAGGAACUCCUCGUGAAUACUUUGAUGGAUCAAUGUGCAUCGCCUGUCAUGCAGAGUGUCGACCUAUGAAUGGCUCUGCUACCUGCCAAGGCCCAGGUGCAGAUGAUUGCACUGAGUGUCUGCAUUACCAGGAUGAAAGGUUUUGUGUGGAACGUUGUCCGAGCGGAGUGAAGGAAAACCAACAAACCGUGUGGAAAUACGGCAACGCUACAGGACACUGUCUGCCCUGCAACACUAACUGCACACUGUCCUGCACCACAAAGGACGAGAGAGGCUGCCCCGUUGAGAUCAAGGCGGGUUCAGGCACAACCAUCGCUGCUGUUGUCACUGGACUUCUGCUGGUUAUAAUCCUUGGAGCUAUGCUGUACUUUUAUUUAAGAAGACAGAAGAAGCUGAAGAGGAAGGAGACUGUGAGAAUGUACCUUCAGGAACAAGAGCUUGUGGAGCCAUUAACCCCAAGUGGGGCGUCUCCAAAUCAAGCUCAGAUGCGAAUUCUUAAAGAGACGGAGCUAAAAAAGCUGAGACCUCUUGGCGCAGGCGCUUUUGGGACAGUUUACAAGGGGGUAUGGGCUCCUGAAGGUGAACACGUAAAAAUACCAGUGGCCAUUAAGGUGUUACGGGAGAACGCCUCACCAAAGGGCAACAAAGACAUUCUAGAUGAGGCGUAUGUGAUGGCGUCUGUCACCAGCCCUUAUGUGUGUCGUCUCCUCGGGAUUUGUCUGACCUCGGCCGUGCAGCUGGUCACUCAACUGAUGCCGUACGGCUGCCUGCUGGACUAUGUCAGGGAAAACGUAGACCGCAUUGGUUCUCAGGUCCUCCUCAACUGGUGUGUCCAGAUUGCCAAGGGGAUGAGUUAUCUGGAGGACAUUAGGUUGGUUCACAGAGAUCUGGCUGCCCGCAAUGUUCUCGUAAAAAACCCAAACCAUGUCAAGAUCACAGACUUCGGCCUGGCCCGUCUGCUGGAUAUAGAUGAGACUGAGUAUCAUGCUGAUGGAGGAAAGGUGCCAAUUAAAUGGAUGGCUUUGGAGUCUAUUCUACAUAGGAGGUUUACUCAUCAGAGUGACGUCUGGAGCUACGGGGUGACAGUUUGGGAGCUGAUGACGUUUGGUUCCAAGCCAUAUGACACCAUCGCAGCAAGGGACAUCCCAGAUUUGCUGGAGGGAGGAGAGCGACUCCCACAGCCUCCAAUCUGCACCAUCGACGUCUACAUGAUAAUGGUCAAAUGUUGGAUGAUUGAUCCAGACAGCAGGCCCAAGUUUAAAGAACUGGUUUAUGACUUUAGCACCAUGGCAAGAGAUCCAUCUCGUUUUGUAGUCAUUAAGAAUGACGAGCAGAUGAGCGCAUCCAGCCCAGUGGACAGCCAGUUUUACCGGAUGCUUCUGGAGGAGGGGGAAAAUGUGGGAGACAUGAUGGAUGCAGAAGAGUAUCUAGUCCCGCAACCCAACCUGUUCCCCAGAACCAGGGGAAAGGAGUCUGUUUCCAAUGGGCCGUCCAGGCACCAGUCCUACAGGAGCAGAGAUCAGGGUCUGGAUGUGGAGCCCUCCACUGCUGGUGUUUCUCAAAGCAUGUACUCCUCACUGAGUACGCUGGGCCACAACCACUACCCCACCCUACCAAUGGGUGCAAGCGCAGCUAACGGCCUUUGGCCUCAGCUGGCUCGCAGCACGUCAGCAGGAGGCCAGUCUGACUCGGUCUUCCUGGAAGUCACUCAGGAUGGACAAUCGUUGCCGCCGUCCAGCCCUGGACGGUAUUGCAAAGACCCCACCUACCCCAACGGGAGCCAGUGUGACCUGGAAAACGACGAGACGGACAGCUUCCCUCAUGCUAAUCACCUUCAUCACUCCUUGCCCAGGAGGAGUCACAUCCACAGUCAUAAAACUGCAAUGCCAGAGUACGUAAACCAGGAGGUGCAGGAUUCCAGGCCGGUGAUCCCCGAGCGGCCCACCACACUUCCACGCAAAGGCUCCAGAGUGGACAGGCGGCUCCCCAACGGACUCGGCUCUGGUCAUAGUGUUGAAAACCCAGGAUACAUAAUCCCUGUCAACUCCAUCUCUCCUGCCUUUGACAACCCGUACUAUCUGGAUCUUGGGGACAAGGCCAAAGCCGCUCCCAGUGGAGCAGCAGGAGACAGUCCUGCAGCAGUGGAGAGUAAUGGGACUGUUCCCACGCAUGUGAAUGGGUUUGUGACCCCCACUGCAGAAAACCCAGAGUAUCUUGGACUGGCAGACACCUGGACUGGUCAUACUUGAGGAGAAGGAGCAGGGACUGUCGGACUUGGAGACUGUGCUCUUUUAAUGGAAAACUGAAAGAAAGGGAAGAGUUAUUUCUGACAGAACUGAGUGGGAUCUUUGUUUGAAUCUGAGAGCACCGUUUGGCCACAUGAAUGUGGGGAGGCUAUCAUAAAAAACUCACCAUUGACCUCAGCAGAGUGUAGCAUUAAUAUGGUAUCCAUGACGAUGUGUGAACUCAUAAACAGUUUUGGAGAUUUCAGAGAAUCAUUUGAUAAUUUCUCCUUUUUUCUCUAAUGUCUAAAUUCAUGUUCAGUUUCUUUUCCACCACAUAUGAAGCAGCUGUUGUUUCUUCCCAGCUUCCACGGACAGAAUGAACCACGAUGCGCAUGCAGGAUGGUGUUUAGUAUUCUGGUCGCUCUCGUCCGACCCUGACGAGGGUCUCUAGUACCCUCAAAGCCAUUUUGUCUCAAACAGAGAAGGCCCCUGCAGCCCAUCUGGCCCAUGGGCAUGCUCCCUGAAAGAAAGGCGUCCUGUGUGCUGAAGACAGCAGCUUUGUGCCACUCUGAUGUAUGGGGGAUCAUUGGCGACUUUGCAGCUAUUACUUUGUGAGGUACAAGCAGACGUCAUAAGCUGUGUAAAAUAUGUUUUAUAGAGAAGAUUUAUAUUUACCUAAAUCAUGUUCAUGUUUUUUGCAUAUUCCAAGCUUGUGCUCCCCAGUGAGCCAUGCUCUAAAAGCUGCAAUGGAUAUAUUUUUUUUAAGUUUAGGAAUAAAAAGAAGAGCGGGCUGCUCCAUGCAUUUGGAGAAAACAAAAGCGUCACUCUGGUCUAUUAGGGUGAUCAAUGCAUGGUUCAAAUUCCACUCGGUGAGAGCAGACUUGCAUCUCAGUUAAUAAUCAACAGCCUUUUUUUUUUUUUCGUGCUAACUGAUUUUUGGCGGAGAGGGAAGUCGAAGCCCUUUCAAUCGAGCCUUUGUCUGACCUCCCAUGUCCUUGUUGUCAAUGCUUUCCUUCACUCACAUUCUGUCUGAGAAGAAAGUAGUGACACACUGUUCAACUACAUCUGAGCUGCUCUGUUUUUAAUACCUAAAGGAUGAUACUGCACAAAGGCUUAAAUAUAUCCUGAAUGUACCCCCCACAUCUCAUGCUUAAUACGGGUUUUGAAGAGUUUUGUUCUACAAUGUCAACUUUAAGAUUUUUAGAAAAAAAAGACUUUUUCCUUUUUCUAUAACAAGUCAGGGAAUUUCUUUUAAUGCCUUCACUUUUUUAUCACACACACACACAUAUAUACACAUAUAUAAGAUCUUGAAUACAGGCUUGUCAACACAUAUGUCAUUAUUUGCCAUGUUUCUAUGGAGCUUAGUUGUUUAUAGGUUUGAUAUAGAAACACCUAAACAGCAUUUAUGCGUUUCUCAUGUUAAUAUUUGAAAUGUGAAGAACGCUUGUUGAUGCCUUCUGUGUAGGCUCUUUAAAUCAUCUGGAAAAUGUUCAAAUUUGGGCCCAAAGGAUUAUUAUCUCCUUGUCAAAGAUGGGUAUCAUUCCAAGUCUUGGAAAAAUUGCAGCACAAAGCCUGUAUUCAUUCAUGAGGCUUGCACUGGUUUACUGCAGCUGUCGGAUUUGUUUUUUUUGUUGUUUUUUUUUUAACAGCUCUAAGAACUUAUCUAUCACCUCUAUGAGCCAGCUUGUUUUACCAGAACAAUUACAGAGCUUAAAUGUUAGAAUAAAUGGAUGGUUGAUCAACACCAAUGAAUAAAAUGAGCCCUGUGACUGUUUUUCAACAUGUUUAUUCCUGUAUUAAAAAGACUGAAACAAGGCAGAAAACAAGACAUCUUGAACAUGAUCAUGGAUGGGAAAAAAAAGCAGCUAAAAAUUUGUUGAAGUUUUUCCAAACUAUGAUUUACAUUGUGAAGAAACAUGUUUUUUACUCCUUUAUAUAAAUAUAUAUUUGUACAUUUUUUUUAACCUUUCAUGGUUGUUGGGAUUGUGGCAGGGUAUUAAUAACAUGUAUGUUGAAAUUUUUCUCUGAUCAAUCAGUGUAAGGAAAUGUUUUAAAAUAGCUAUAUAACCUAUAAAUAAACUGGUUAUUAGCUGAUAUGAACUGUUCUGUUCCAUUUAUUAGAAUUUAUAGCUAUAAUUUAGGAUUUCUUUUGCUAAACAUUUUUACUGAAAUAAACCAAAGACCUUGUCUAAA
Messenger RNA from Cyprinodon tularosa, 6238 nucleotides. It is a transcript of the gene erbb2, whose product is annotated as erb-b2 receptor tyrosine kinase 2. The coding region runs from base 200 to 4069 and encodes 1289 amino acids. Gene Ontology annotation, cellular component: signaling receptor complex; basal plasma membrane. Gene Ontology annotation, biological process: positive regulation of MAPK cascade; neuron differentiation; cell surface receptor protein tyrosine kinase signaling pathway. The transcript has 27 exons. Gene Ontology annotation, molecular function: transmembrane receptor protein tyrosine kinase activity; ATP binding. NCBI's taxonomy places the organism in Eukaryota, Metazoa, Chordata, Actinopteri, Cyprinodontiformes, Cyprinodontidae. The record is from RefSeq and is a predicted model, not a curated record.